UCGCAUCGUGUGCCAUGGCAAUGGGGAAUCGCUAUCACGAUUGCUAUUCAGAUUGUUUCCAAAAUCGAUAUCGCGCCAGAGCGAGAGGUGCUGCGUUUCAUUUCAAAAUUGCGAAUCUGUGUAAUUUUUUUUUUUUUUUUUUUACAUAUGUUUAGCCAUUCCAUGUGAGAGAAAUUUAAUGUACAUCUGAAUUAAUAGUUCCGCUUCUUGUAACAUGAGCCGACAACGCUGUCAACACACACAUGCACUAUUGGCGCACUAUUGAUGCACCUGUGAGUUCGGUGUUUGUGGAAGUAUCACAAACAAACGCUGGCGCGAUCGUUCGACCGUAAAAUUGAAUUUUGCGCAUCGGCGGGAUUUCAUUUUAAUCUGAGUAUAUCUUUCACGCGAUUCUCUCACACGCGCAUUUACGUUGGUAACUCUGAUACGCCCGAGUCGACGCCCAAGCUCUGUGACGCGAUGAUAACAUCAUCGCGAUCGGCGAAAUUAAAGAACGUCACUUUACAUUCUCAUAUUAUCAAACUCUGAUUUCAGCAAUAAACAAUGGCGAUCGUGGAAUCUUGUUGGUCGCCGUGCAUCUGGUCGAACAGCAUUAAGACCGGCUGCAAAGCCAUAGCGUUUUACACGGUGGCAAUUAGUAUAGUGCUAAUUACGCUAGUAUGUUAUCAACUCGCUGGUGGCGAUUCCACGCAAAUAUACAAUCCGUUAUUCGAGGCUGAUGUAAGGGGAUCUAUGCAAGUUGUUGGAGGCUUCUUCAUCUUCUACCUGAUUUUGUUGAUCAUAUGUGCCUUGUUAAUGGUUUAUGGCAUAAAAGAAGGCGUACGUGGAUGGUUAUUACCAUGGCUUGUUGGAUGGUUCAUCGUUUGCUUGUUCCAAUUAGUCUUCGGCCUGUGGCUCUUAGGCGGCUAUUAUAUUUAUUUGGACUCUGUAUUCGCGACAUUAUGCAAUUGGCUUUGGAUGUCUUAUAACAUAUAUUGUUGGAUGGUCGUUUUGUCAAUGUACAAAGUAUUUGAAAAGCUGCAGUCUCCAAACAUAGAACUUUUAUGGCCUUGAAGGCAAGUGCAAUGUCAGAAAGCAAUACGUACACAUCUAUUGCUACCAAAGUAAGGGAGAGUCUCUAUUUCCAUUUACUCGUAAAAUUCUACGUAAGAACUUGUUAAAAAUAAAGUUCUUCAGUUGUUUCAAUACACAUACUCACAAACUCAUAAAGUUUCAAUGGAUGUCUAAGAAAGCAAAAUUAACAUUAACUUCUUCAUCGAUUCGAAUAAACUUUAACAUUGGUCUUAAGCCCGUAUCAGACUAGAGAUUAAAAUUGAAGAAUUGAAAUUAAAGUAAUCAAUUCGAAAAGAGAAAACUAAUUUCAAGUUUAAUAAACUUUAAAUUAUUUAAUUAAAUUUUAAUCAAAUCUCAAUUCCAAUCUCCAGUUUGAUUACGGCUUAGAAUAUUUUUGACAUGUGUACUUUUAAUACAAUAUUUCGACUUUUAUUUUUAUUUUUAUUUUUAAUAAUUUAAAAAAUCUUAGAAAAGAUUUUAGAUCGCUUCCAUUUGUCUUUUUUUGUAUAUUUUUGUAUUACAUUCAUAUAACGUUCAAUUAACGUUGAUAAUAUUGUAAUGCCUUUCUACUUACAUUUCAAUAAUGUACAAUUAGUUAAUCGAUGAGAAAGUAAUAUUUUUUAUUUUACGAUAAAAGACUGAGAGAGGCUUUUUAAAAAUGUCCGUCCAAAUCAUCAUAAACUUAGAAUCUCGUUGAAUAAAUAAAUCAAAAUAUUAAUAAUAGUAUCACGUUAGUUGAAAAUUUAUGUUAGGUCCUUUUACAUGGCCAUCGUUGUUCUGAGCAUUUUAUAGAGAUUAUACAAUUUUUCUACAAACUAUUUUUUCUACAUUAGUCUAAUAAUAUAUGUAUCAAUUUUUAAUUGAUGUAGAAAUAAGCAUCUAUUUAUAUUAUACAAGCAACUUAUAUUAAGAAUAAAUAAAUUUCAUUAUACAAUCUUUCAUAUUAUAAAUAUAAUAUAAUUUUACAUAGAAUUUUUCUAUUCUCCUUUCCUUAUAUACGAAUUACCUUACUUGCGCAACAUAAAAUAAUAAUACUUACAAAAAAUCUUUAACUGCAAA
This is a messenger RNA of Monomorium pharaonis (pharaoh ant), 2112 nucleotides long. RefSeq lists its product as uncharacterized. Bases 544 to 1053 code for a protein of 169 amino acids. The record is from RefSeq and is a predicted model, not a curated record. The transcript is spliced from 5 exons. NCBI's taxonomy places the organism in Eukaryota, Metazoa, Arthropoda, Insecta, Hymenoptera, Formicidae.